UCAUCAAAAGUAGGUUUAUGCGGUGGAAUGUGGGUGAUUUAGUGGCAGUGUUUCGUGAAUUUUUGGUGCGGAAAGUGUGAAAUGGUGACACUUACAGGAAUUUUCACAGCUGCCCGAAUUAUUCUCACCUAUGGUCCAGGAUUUGCGCUCAUCUUCCUCCUUAAUCGUGCCAUUGAAAUUGAGCGACCAGACAUUGUUGAUCAUCACCACAGGGUGCACGAUCUCCAUCCAGACGAUGGCUAUGAUACGUAUGAUUUCAUCGUUAUUGGUGGGGGAUCAGCUGGAGCUGCUGUAGCGGCGAGAUUGAGUGAAGUACAAAAAUGGAGUGUUCUUCUCCUGGAAGCUGGCCCCGAUGAGACCUACAUAUCCGAUGUGCCACAACUCUUUCCAACCCUGCAGCAAAGUGAGUUGGACUGGAAGUUCGUUACGCAGCCCACGGAACAUUUUUGCCUUAUGAAUGAAAAUGGUCAGUGCUUGUGGCCACGGGGGAAAGUUCUCGGUGGAUCGAGUGUUCUCAAUGCAAUGCUGUAUGUUCGUGGAAAUCGCAAAGAUUACGAUCAUUGGGAGCAUCUUGGAAAUCCAGGAUGGAGCUAUAGGAAUGUUCUGCACUACUUUAAAAAAUCCGAAGAUGCUCGAGGACAUUUUGCGCGCAGCGACUACCACGGAAUCUAUGGACCUCUCACUGUUGAAUACUACAGAUUCGUGUCACCUCUUAUGGAGAUUUUCUUGAAAGCAGCAGGUGAAUUGGGACUCUUAAAUCCCCAUGGGGACUACAAUGGAGCCACACAGUAUGGAUUUGCACGAUCCCAAGGAACUCUCAGAAAUGGGUUAAGAUGUAGCACAGCUAAAGCUUACUUGAGGCCAGCAUCUCAUCGGCAUAAUCUCCACAUCUCACUUCAUUCCCAUGUCCAAAAGAUCCUUAUUGAUCACCGCAAAAUUGCUUAUGGUGUGGUUUUUGGGAAGCACGAUUGGCCAUUAAAGGAAGUUUAUGCAAGAAAGGAAGUAAUUCUGUGUGCAGGAGCAAUACAAAGUCCCCAGCUAUUAAUGCUAUCUGGAAUAGGGCCAGCCCAUCACCUCAUGCACCAUGGGAUUCACGUGAUCUACGAUUCCCCAGGAGUAGGGGAGAAUCUCCAAGAUCACGUAGCAAUGGGCGGUGGGACGUAUUUAAUACAUAAUCCCAUUUCUCACGAUAGUCUCAGCUUUGUGAUCCCUAAACUGAUCACAGUGGAUGCAAUUAAGGAAUUUACCUACAAACACGAUGGACCACUUUAUGCUAUGCCUGCGUGCGAGGUGAUGGCUUUUAUUAAUUCAAAGUAUCAAGAUCCUCAUGAAGAUUGGCCAGAUAUUCAACUUUUCAUGGCAGCAUAUUCAGAUAACUCAGAUGGGGGAAUCUACAGCAAAAGGGGAAGUGGAAUGUCUCAUGAUUACUAUGCCAAUGUGUAUGAGAAUAUCAUUUACAAGGAUACCUUCAUGGUUGUACCGCUCCUUAUGAGACCAAAGAGUCGAGGAAGGAUUUUACUAAAGAACAAGGAUCCUUACGAACAUCCCCUAAUUUAUCCCAACUACUUUGAUCAUCCACAUGAUCUAAAUGUUUUGAUUGAAGGAGCUAAAUUUGGAUAUUACCAUUUUUCACGGACAAAAAUGAUGAAAUUUCUGAAUGCCACCCUUAAUCCUUUCGUGAUCCCUAAUUGCAUGAAUCUACAAUAUCUGAGUGAUGACUAUUGGAAGUGCAUGGCUAGGCACUACACGCAGACCAUCUACCAUCCAGUAGGAACGUGCAAAAUGGGCCCUAAACAUGAUAAAUGGGCCGUUGUGGAUCCGAGACUCAAAGUCUACGGUGUACAAGGACUUCGCAUUGUGGAUGCAAGCAUAAUGCCCACAAUUCCCACCGGAAAUACCAACGCGCCUACAAUUAUGGUGGCUGAGAAAGCCAGUGAUAUGAUCAAAGAGGAUCACUUAAGGCACUAUUAGUUCUGACAAUUUGCUAUAGACAAAAUCCUUUCGCCAUAUAGAUCCUUAGUUUAAGGUUUUUCAAUAAAACUAUUUUCUUUUUUUUAUAAAAUUUAUUUCUUAAAAUUAAAAAAAAUCAUUCAUACAA
Lutzomyia longipalpis is the source of this 2098-nucleotide messenger RNA. RefSeq names its product glucose dehydrogenase [FAD, quinone]-like. The record is from RefSeq and is a predicted model, not a curated record. NCBI's taxonomy places the organism in Eukaryota, Metazoa, Arthropoda, Insecta, Diptera, Psychodidae. Gene Ontology annotation, molecular function: flavin adenine dinucleotide binding; oxidoreductase activity, acting on CH-OH group of donors. The coding region runs from base 82 to 1971 and encodes 629 amino acids. The transcript is spliced from 3 exons.